Messenger RNA from Homo sapiens (human), 7662 nucleotides. It is a transcript of the gene BLTP2, whose product is annotated as bridge-like lipid transfer protein family member 2. Bases 2359 to 7038 code for a protein of 1559 amino acids. The transcript is spliced from 40 exons. The record is from RefSeq and is marked reviewed. Gene Ontology annotation, cellular component: mitochondrial membrane; endoplasmic reticulum membrane; plasma membrane. NCBI's taxonomy places the organism in Eukaryota, Metazoa, Chordata, Mammalia, Primates, Hominidae.
CCUGCGCGCGCAGCUGGUCGGCCCGCGGCGGUGCUGCGCGGAUCCGGCGUCGGGGCCCGGCAUGGCGGGGGCCGGGGCCAAGCCGGGCCGGACCCGGACCUAAAUGCCUCUGUUCUUCUCCGCGCUGUUGGUCUUGCUGCUAGUUGCGCUUAGCGCCCUCUUUCUAGGCCGGUGGCUUGUGGUCCGGUUGGCCACCAAGUGGUGUCAGCGGAAGCUGCAGGCGGAGCUAAAGAUUGGCUCCUUCCGCUUUUUUUGGAUCCAGAAUGUCAGUCUUAAGUUUCAGCAACACCAGCAAACAGUGGAAAUUGAUAACCUGUGGAUUUCCAGCAAACUCCUUAGCCAUGAUCUUCCACACUAUGUGGCAUUGUGCUUUGGAGAAGUGCGUAUCAGAACGGACCUACAGAAAGUUUCUGACCUGUCUGCCCCAUUCUCCCAGAGCGCUGGGGUGGAUCAAAAGGAACUGUCCUUCAGCCCAUCCUUAUUGAAGAUCUUCUGCCAAGUGAGACAACUUCUCCUGCUAUCCUGGACUGUACUUUGGCAUGGUUGGCUUUGGAGUUAUGGCUAUUCUCCAUUCAUGUAGAUGCUAUAAACAUCAUGGUUCUCAAGGUGGAUACCUCUGAGUCCUUAUGGCAUAUUCAGAUCAGUAGAAGCAGAUUUCUUUUGGAUAGUGAUGGGAAAAGGCUAAUCUGUGAGGUGAGCUUAUGUAAGAUCAACAGCAAAGUUCUAAAGAGUGGUCAGCUGGAGGACACCUGCCUAGUGGAGCUUUCACUGGCCCUGGACCUGUGUCUAAAGGUGGGCAUUAGCAGUCGGCAUCUCACUGCUAUCACUGUGGAUGUGUGGACACUCCAUGCUGAACUGCAUGAGGGCCUCUUCCAGAGCCAACUGCUGUGCCAGGGCCCAAGCCUAGCAUCUAAGCCUGUUCCCUGUUCAGAGGUGACAGAAAACUUAGUUGAGCCAACUCUGCCUGGCCUAUUCCUUCUCCAGCAGCUGCCAGACCAGGUCAAGGUUAAGAUGGAGAACACAAGCGUGGUAUUGUCCAUGAAUAGUCAAAAGAGGCACCUGACUUGGACUCUGAAGCUGCUGCAGUUCCUGUACCACCGUGAUGAGGAUCAGCUGCCCCUUCGAAGCUUCACAGCAAACUCUGAUAUGGCACAGAUGAGCACUGAACUGCUGCUGGAAGAUGGGUUGUUGUUGUCCCAGAGUCGCCAACGCAUUGUCUGCCUCAACUCCCUCAAGGCUAGUGUGCAGGUGACCACCAUUGACCUCUCAGCCUCCCUAGUUCUGAACACUUGCAUCAUUCACUACCGGCACCAGGAAUUCUCUCACUGGCUGCACCUGCUAGCACUGGAAACCCAAGGGUCUAGUUCACCUGUUCUAAAGCAAAGGAAAAAAAGAACCUUCCCCCAAAUCCUGGCUCCCAUCAUCUUUAGCACCUCCAUCUCCAAUGUCAACAUUUCCAUUCAACUUGGAGAUACACCACCUUUUGCCUUGGGAUUCAAUUCUAUCUCUCUGGAUUACCAGCACCUCAGGCCACAAAGCAUCCAUCAGCGGGGCGUCCUAACUGUGGACCACCUCUGCUGGCGUGUGGGCAGUGACUCCCACAUUCAGCGGGCGCCACACCCACCCAAUAUGCAUGUUUGGGGUGAGGCACUUGUUCUGGACUCCUUCACACUACAGGGUAGCUAUAACCAGCCUCUGGGCCUGUCCAGCACCCAGUCAGAUACCCUUUUUCUUGAUUGUACCAUUCGAGGACUUCAGGUGGAAGCAUCAGAUACCUGUGCCCAAUGUCUGUCUCGUAUCUUAUCCCUGAUGGGUCCACAAUCUGGGAAGUCAGCUGUCUCUAGGCACUCUUCAUUUGGGGAAUCUGUGUCAUUACUGUGGAAGGUGGACUUGAAGGUCGAAGACAUGAACUUGUUUACCCUUUCUGCCUUGGUUGGUGCUUCAGAGGUACGACUGGACACCCUAACUAUCCUGGGCAGUGCAGAGACGUCCACUGUGGGGAUUCAAGGACUUGUGUUAGCGCUGGUGAAAUCAGUCACGGAGAAGAUGCAACCCUGUUGCAAGGCCCCUGACAUCCCUACCCCAGUGCUCAGCCUUUCCAUGCUCUCCAUCACCUAUCACAGCAGCAUCCGCUCUCUGGAGCUCGUAUGUUUUUAACUUUUUGUGGAAUUUAAAAUACAUACAAAACUAGAGAGAAUUUAUAAGCUUUUGUAUACCAAGAUUCAAUAAUUACCAAUUCAUGACCAACUUCUUUUAAUUAUACUGUCACCAAUUUCCCCUGCCUCAGGCUCUGGGAUUAUUUUGAAGUAGGUUCAGUGUGGUGCAGGGCUGACCUUACUUUGGAGCCCCCCAGAUCACAUGUACCUGUACCAGCAUGUCCUGGCCACUCUACAGUGCCGAGACCUACUAAGAGCCACUGUGUUUCCUGAGACUGUACCAUCCCUUGCACUAGAGACUUCAGGAACUACUUCUGAGCUAGAAGGCCGUGCCCCUGAGCCAUUACCCCCAAAGCGGCUGCUAAACCUAACCCUGGAGGUGAGCACAGCCAAGCUCACAGCUUUUGUAGCUGAGGACAAGUUCAUUACCCUGGCUGCAGAGAGUGUGUCACUGAGCCGGCAUGGAGGUUCCCUGCAGGCAUACUGUCCAGAGCUGGCUGCUGGCUUUGAUGGCAAUAGUAUCUUCAACUUCAAGGAGGUGGAGGUGCAGCUGCUACCUGAGCUGGAAGAGAUGAUCCUCCACCGGAACCCCUUCCCUGCGCUGCAGACCCUCCGGAACCGUGUUUGGCUCCUCUCUUUCGGCUCAGUCUCGGUGGAGUUUCCUUAUCAGUAUGACUUUUCUCGAACUCUAGAUGAGGCUGUGGGAGUUCAGAAGUGGCUGAAGGGACUACAUCAAGGGACUCGUGCUUGGGCCUCUCCAAGCCCUGUCCCACUCCCACCUGAUCUACUCUUAAAGGUUGAGCACUUCUCAUGGGUUUUCUUGGAUGAUGUUUUUGAGGUGAAACUUCAUGAUAACUACGAGCUGAUGAAGGAUGAAAGUAAGGAGAGUGCCAAAAGACUACAGCUACUGGAUGCUAAAGUGGCCGCCCUUCGGAAGCAGCAUGGGGAGUUGUUGCCUGCCCGCAAAAUUGAGGAGCUCUAUGCCUCUUUGGAACGCAAAAACAUUGAAAUCUACAUCCAGCGUUCCCGUCGUCUCUAUGGCAACACACCCAUGCGCCGGGCACUGCUUACUUGGAGCUUAGCAGGGCUAGAACUGGUAGCUCUGGCAGAUGCCUCCUUCCAUGGUCCUGAGCAUGUGGUAGAACAGGUUCAAGAGCUUGAUCCAGGCAGCCCUUUUCCCCCUGAGGGAUUAGAUCUUGUCAUUCAGUGGUGUCGAAUGCUCAAGUGCAAUGUCAAGAGCUUUCUGGUUCGGAUCAGGGACUAUCCACGGUACCUGUUUGAGAUCCGUGACUGGCGGCUAAUGGGUCGACUUGUGGGCACCGAGCAGAGUGGUCAGCCUUGCUCCCGUCGGCGUCAGAUCUUGCACUUGGGGCUUCCGUGGGGUAACGUGGCAGUGGAGAGGAACAUGCCCCCACUCAAAUUCUACCAUGACUUUCACUCGGAAAUAUUCCAGUACACAGUGGUGUGGGGCCCAUGCUGGGAUCCAGCCUGGACACUAAUUGGCCAGUGUGUGGACCUCUUGACCAAGCCCUCAGCUGACCCCAGCCCACCUUUGCCCUGGUGGGACAAGAGCCGUCUUCUGUUCCAUGGAGACUGGCACAUGGACAUUGAACAGGCGAACCUGCACCAGCUGGCCACUGAGGAUCCAUACAACACAACUGAAAAUAUGCACUGGGAGUGGAGCCACCUGUCUUUUCAUUGGAAACCUGGUCAGUUUGUGUUCAAGGGUGACUUGGAUAUCAACGUGAGAACAGCCUCUAAGUAUGACGACUGCUGCUUCCUUCACCUGCCUGACCUCUGCAUGACACUGGACCUGCAGUGGCUGUGCCAUGGGAACCCCCAUGAUCACCAUAGUGUCACUCUGCGGGCCCCAGAGUUCCUGCCUGAGGUGCCCUUGGGCCAGCUUCAUGACUCCUACCGGGCCUUUCGCUCGGAGAACCUCAAUCUCUCCAUCAAGAUGGAUCUGACUCGGCACAGUGGAACAAUAUCCCAGCCCCGAAUUCUGCUAUAUAGUAGUACCCUGCGCUGGAUGCAAAACUUCUGGGCAACUUGGACAAGUGUCACAAGGCCUAUCUGCAGGGGAAAGCUCUUCAAUAACCUGAAACCCAGCAAGAAGAAACUUGGUCAGCACUACAAGCAACUUUCCUAUACAGCCCUCUUUCCCCAGCUGCAGGUACAUUAUUGGGCCUCAUUUGCCCAGCAACGGGGCAUCCAGAUUGAGUGCAGUCAGGGCCAUGUCUUCACUCGGGGGACUCAGCGGCUUAUACCUCAAGGCACAGUGAUGCGGCGCCUUAUCUCUGAUUGGAGUGUUACCCAGAUGGUGAGUGACCUAAGUCAGGUGACCGUUCACCUGAUGGCCUCACCCACUGAAGAGAAUGCUGAUCACUGUCUUGAUCCCUUGGUAACAAAGACCCACCUGCUGAGCUUGUCCUCCCUCACCUACCAACGGCAUAGCAAUCGCACAGCUGAGGAGGAGCUCUCUGCUCGUGAUGGGGAUCCUACCUUUCAUACACAUCAGCUGCACUUAGUAGAUUUACGGAUUUCCUGGACAACUACCAAUCGAGACAUUGCCUUUGGGUUAUAUGAUGGGUACAAAAAGGCAGCUGUACUCAAACGUAAUCUUUCUACUGAGGCCCUGAAGGGGUUAAAGAUUGAUCCACAGAUGCCAGCCAAAAAGCCAAAGCGGGGUGUCCCAACUAGUGCCUCAGCCCCACCUCGUGUUAACACUCCCAGCUUCAGUGGACAACCUGAUAAGGGGUCAUCAGGAGGUGCUUACAUGUUGCAGAAGCUAAUUGAAGAGACAGAUAGGUUUGUAGUGUUCACAGAAGAGGAAUCAGGCAUGAGUGACCAGUUGUGUGGCAUUGCUGCCUGCCAGACGGAUGACAUAUACAACCGAAACUGCCUUAUUGAAUUGGUCAACUGUCAGAUGGUUCUUCGUGGAGCAGAGACAGAAGGCUGUGUCAUUGUGUCAGCUGCCAAAGCCCAACUGCUGCAGUGCCAGCACCAUCCAGCCUGGUAUGGUGAUACAUUGAAGCAAAAGACAUCCUGGACUUGCCUCUUGGAUGGCAUGCAGUACUUUGCCACCACUGAAAGCAGCCCCACAGAGCAGGAUGGCCGACAGCUCUGGUUAGAGGUGAAGAAUAUCGAGGAGCACCGGCAGCGUAGUCUGGACUCUGUGCAGGAGCUGAUGGAGAGUGGGCAGGCAGUGGGCGGCAUGGUUACCACAACCACAGAUUGGAACCAGCCAGCUGAGGCACAGCAAGCCCAGCAAGUCCAGCGGAUCAUUUCGCGUUGCAACUGCCGAAUGUACUAUAUUAGUUACAGCCAUGACAUUGAUCCUGAACUAGCAACUCAGAUUAAGCCACCUGAAGUUCUUGAGAACCAGGAAAAGGAAGAUCUCCUAAAGAAGCAGGAAGGGGCUGUGGAUACCUUCACCCUUAUCCACCAUGAGCUGGAAAUUUCCACCAACCCAGCUCAGUAUGCCAUGAUCCUGGACAUUGUCAACAACCUGCUGCUCCAUGUAGAACCUAAGCGGAAGGAACAUAGUGAGAAGAAGCAACGGGUCAGGUUCCAGCUUGAGAUCUCUAGCAAUCCAGAGGAGCAACGCAGCAGCAUACUGCAUUUGCAGGAGGCUGUGCGGCAGCAUGUGGCCCAAAUACGACAGCUGGAGAAGCAGAUGUAUUCUAUCAUGAAGUCUUUGCAGGAUGACAGCAAGAAUGAGAAUCUGCUUGACCUGAACCAGAAGCUUCAGUUGCAGCUAAACCAGGAGAAGGCCAACCUGCAGCUGGAAAGUGAAGAACUGAAUAUCCUCAUCAGGUGUUUUAAGGAUUUCCAACUGCAGCGGGCUAACAAGAUGGAGCUGCGAAAGCAGCAAGAAGAUGUGAGUGUGGUCCGUCGCACUGAGUUUUACUUUGCUCAGGCACGGUGGCGCCUGACAGAGGAAGAUGGACAGCUGGGAAUUGCUGAAUUAGAACUGCAGAGGUUCCUCUACAGCAAGGUGAAUAAGUCUGAUGACACAGCAGAACAUCUUCUGGAGUUGGGCUGGUUUACCAUGAACAACCUCCUCCCCAAUGCUGUCUAUAAGGUAGUACUGCGGCCCCAGAGCUCCUGCCAGUCUGGGCGACAGCUAGCUCUCCGCCUCUUCAGCAAAGUUCGGCCCCCUGUUGGGGGUAUCUCUGUUAAGGAGCAUUUUGAGGUAAAUGUGGUGCCUCUCACCAUCCAGCUGACACACCAGUUCUUCCACAGAAUGAUGGGCUUUUUCUUUCCUGGCCGAAGUGUGGAAGAUGAUGAAGUUGGUGAUGAAGAGGAUAAGUCCAAACUGGUGACUACUGGAAUACCAGUGGUGAAGCCUCGGCAGCUGAUUGCAACAGAUGAUGCAGUACCACUGGGCCCUGGGAAGGGUGUGGCACAGGGUUUGACUCGGAGUUCUGGGGUCAGAAGGUCAUUUCGCAAAUCGCCAGAGCACCCUGUGGAUGACAUUGACAAGAUGAAAGAGCGAGCUGCCAUGAACAACUCCUUCAUCUACAUAAAGAUUCCACAGGUUCCACUGUGUGUCAGCUACAAGGGUGAGAAGAACAGUGUGGACUGGGGUGACCUUAACCUGGUGCUGCCCUGUCUGGAGUACCACAACAACACAUGGACAUGGCUAGACUUUGCCAUGGCUGUCAAAAGGGACAGCCGCAAAGCCCUGGUUGCCCAGGUAAUCAAAGAGAAGCUAAGGCUGAAGUCUGCAACAGGCUCUGAGGUCCGGGGAAAGCUAGAAACUAAAUCGGACCUGAACAUGCAACAGCAGGAAGAGGAGGAGAAAGCCCGGCUCCUCAUUGGUUUAAGUGUGGGCGACAAGAACCCUGGCAAGAAGUCCAUCUUUGGCAGGCGCAAAUGAUUUGGCGAUUCGAGUGGCUGCAGUACAGGAUCUGACUCUGGCUCAGGCUCCAGGGACUUGUGGGGUGGGAGGGGCUUCCCGUUAUCCACGAGGAUUUGUGGGUGUCAGAGCCCAUAGGCAUCACUCUUCAGCACCUGGUCUGUUCGCUGCAGGGCAUGGUGGACAGUAAUGCUGAGUUCUGUCUCACACUGAUCAGGCUCAGGGCCAGAGAGGCAACAAGAGAGCAAGACCCAGGGAAUGGGCCCAGGGCAGGACCCUAUUCCCUUGGGGUCAAGUGAAAGGGUAGGGGGAUAGUCCUGAUCAAGUGUGAUAAAUUUUUAUAGACAUAUAUAAAUAUAUAUAUAUUAUAUAUAUAUUUCUAAGUGUAACUGUCCUUCCUCUGUGCCAGGAAACGGGAGGGGGCUGAUCCUCUGAUCCUCACUCCACUGUCAUGUUUGAAAGAGGUAUUGGUGUUCUGGAGUGGGGGUCAACCCCUCCCCAGUCUCUGUGCUAAGUUCACUUGGGAGGAUGGCAGUAGGAGCCAGGGCUGGCCAUGGGUCCCCUACCCUUCCCCGUAGGAUAUACCCUGGAGAAUGGCAAAAUGAUUUAAAGAGAAAAAAAAAGAUAUUUUAAAUUUGAUGCUCA